Molecule: messenger RNA, 2291 nt
Organism: Jatropha curcas
Lineage: Eukaryota; Viridiplantae; Streptophyta; Magnoliopsida; Malpighiales; Euphorbiaceae
Gene: ALDH22A1
Product: aldehyde dehydrogenase 22A1
Molecular function (GO): oxidoreductase activity, acting on the aldehyde or oxo group of donors, NAD or NADP as acceptor
Source: RefSeq, a predicted model, not a curated record
GCAUCACAUUCAUGGGAUGCCAGUGUAGAGUGAGUGACUGUGUAGACCGAUAGUAAACGAGAAGGGGACCAACUAAAAAAAGAAGUAAAGCGAGCCAAGCAAAGCUUUAGAACAGGAGAUUGUUUUUUACCGCUCUUGUUGUUUUCAUUUAUUUUAAUUCCCGAAUCCUGCAAUCUCAACAGAAAAAGCGAAAAACGAAAAAAGGAAAACUUAGAUUCAAGCAUUUGAUCGCUCAUGUGCUAGACUGUAUCAAAACCCUAAGUUUUUCACUCCUCUGAGCAUAAUCAGACUUCAAAGCAUCUCUAAAUGGCGUUCUGGUGGCCGAUAAUCGUCCUCGCUUUCGCCUAUGCGAUCUGUCGGUUCUUAUUGAUGCUUAUCCCUCCCAAUGUGCCUUCAAUUGACGUCGAUGCCUCCGAUGUGUCGAAUGGAAAUCAAACGCAAGAGAACAGCUUCAUUUACGUACCUCCUAGAGGAAGAGCGCAGCAACAGGACAAGAAAGUCCAAUGCUAUGAGCCUGCAACCAUGAAAUACUUGGGAUAUUUCCCUGCCUUGUCGCCUGCUGAGGUCAAGGACCGAGUGGCGCAGGCAAGGACAGCUCAGAAAACAUGGGCAAAAAGCAGCUUCAAGCAAAGACGCCAGUUUUUGAGGAUACUUUUGAAGUAUAUUCUUGAACACCAAGAGCUUAUAUGCGAAGUGUCUUCGCGUGAUACUGGGAAAACAAUGGUAGAUGCCUCUUUAGGAGAAAUAAUGACAACAUGUGAGAAGAUCACUUGGCUUCUCUCGGAGGGUGAGAGGUGGCUAAAGCCUGAGUACAGAACUUGUGGUAGAUCAAUGCUUCACAAGAAAUCCAGGGUGGAGUUUCACCCCCUUGGUGUUAUUGGUGCCAUUGUGUCAUGGAACUAUCCUUUUCAUAAUAUUUUCAAUCCAAUGCUAGCAGCUGUCUUUUCGGGGAACAGCAUUGUGAUUAAGGUUUCAGAACACGCAAGUUGGUCAGGAUGUUUCUACUUCAGAAUAAUUCAAGCUGCACUUGCUGCUGUAGGCGCUCCUGAAAAUCUGGUUGACAUAAUAACGGGGUUUGCUGAAACAGGAGAAGCGCUUGUUGCUUCCGCUGAUAAGAUCAUAUUCGUUGGAUCACCUGGCGUGGGCAAGAUGAUAAUGAAGAGUGCUUCCAAUACACUAAUACCAGUUACACUUGAGCUUGGUGGAAAAGAUGCAUUUAUCGUUUGUGAAGAUGUAGAUGUGCCUCAUGUUGCACAAAUUGCUGUUAGAGGCGCCCUUCAAUCAAGCGGACAGAAUUGUGCUGGAGCUGAGAGAUUUUAUGUUCACAAGGACAUAUAUUCGUCAUUUGUUAGUGAAGUUACUAAAAUCAUAAAAUCUGUUUCAGCUGGUCCACCGCUUGCUGGAAGGUAUGACAUGGGAGCAAUAUGCUUGCUAGAGCAUUCAGAGAAGCUUCAAAACCUAGUAAAUGAUGCAACGGAUAAAGGAGCAGAAAUUGUUGCUCGAGGGAGUUUUGGCCAUUUAGGUGAAGGUGCAGUUGAUCAGUAUUUUCCCCCCACGAUUCUUGUAAAUGUGGAUCACUCAAUGAAACUGAUGCAAGAAGAGGCUUUUGGACCCAUCAUGCCAAUAAUGAAAUUUAGCACAGAUGAAGAGGCUGUCAAGCUUGCAAAUGACUCUAGAUAUGGGCUUGGCUGUGCUGUUUUUUCUGGUAGCCAGCGCCGUGCCAAAGAGAUUGCUUCUCAGAUACACUGUGGAGUUGCAGCAAUAAAUGACUUUGCAUCAACUUACAUGUGUCAGUCGCUGCCAUUUGGUGGGGUAAAAGACAGUGGAUUUGGACGAUUUGCUGGAGUAGAAGGAUUGCGAGCAUGCUGCCUUGUAAAAUCAGUUGUUGAGGAUAGGUGGUGGCCUUACAUCAAAACCAAGAUACCAAAGCCUAUUCAGUAUCCUGUUUUGGAGAACGGCUUUGAGUUUCAGGAAUCACUCAUAGAAGCCCUAUAUGGCUUGAACAUAUGGGACCGGUUGCGAGCAUUGGUCAAUGUUCUAAAGCUUCUUUCAGAGCAAAACCCUAGCAGCGGUAAGAGAAAUGACUAAGGAUGGAAACUAGUUUGUGUUUACUGAUGCUCUAGGCUUUGGCUAACCAUUUUUGCUUGUUUUGUUUAUCAAGAUUUAGUUCCCGUUGUUACUUGUUAAUACUUAAUACUAACAUGCAUGUACCAGAGGAUGCUCAUACUUUAAGUUUCUUUCAAUUUUUUUUUUUUUUUUUCCAGAUAAGAAUCUUAAUGAAUUUUGAUUUA